UGUACGAACUCCCCAUAAGUAUAGGUGUAUCCAUCUAGUGAGUUUUACUUGUUGUGAACUUUCGCUACAGGCAGACUGUUUAGGCGCUUGAUUCCGUUUGCGUUUUUUCUUAUAUUUAUAAAUCGUGACAAAUUUAUAAAAUUUAAAAAUUUCAAGCACAUUUAAAAUGAGCUUUAAUUUUGGUAUUUUGAUCAUUAUAAUAACUAUAAUAGCUUGUGUUAAAGCUGAGCAUGACGAUACCAAUGCUGGUGAAAUCCGAGUCUUCAAACGACUUAUUCCGGCUGAUGUUCUGAGAGAUUUUCCGGCGAUGUGUUUUGCUUCCACUCGAUGUGCUACUGUAGAGCCCGGAAAGUCUUGGGAUCUCACACCGUUCUGCGGUCGAUCUACUUGCGUACAAAAUCAGGAAAACGAAACUAAGCUUUUAGAACUUGUAGAAGAUUGCGGCCCAUUGCCCUUAGCGAAUGACAAGUGUAAAUUGGAUACUGAGAAGACAAAUAAAACCGCUUCCUUUCCUUAUUGUUGUCCCAUUUUCACAUGUGAGUCUGGUGUUAAAUUGGAGUACCCCGAAAUUGGAAAGGACAACGACAACAACAAAAAUUAAUUAACUUUAAAAAUUAUAUUUCUUGCGAAAAAUAACUAACAUGUAACAUAAUUUUUAAAUACAUUUCUUGCUUUAGUCAGAAAA
Drosophila eugracilis is the source of this 685-nucleotide messenger RNA. RefSeq lists its product as uncharacterized. The record is from RefSeq and is a predicted model, not a curated record. NCBI's taxonomy places the organism in Eukaryota, Metazoa, Arthropoda, Insecta, Diptera, Drosophilidae. The transcript is spliced from 3 exons. Bases 167 to 601 code for a protein of 144 amino acids.